Molecule: messenger RNA, 1642 nt
Organism: Phragmites australis (common reed)
Lineage: Eukaryota; Viridiplantae; Streptophyta; Magnoliopsida; Poales; Poaceae
Product: annexin D3-like
Cellular component (GO): cytoplasm
Molecular function (GO): calcium ion binding; calcium-dependent phospholipid binding
Source: RefSeq, a predicted model, not a curated record
CCAUCUAAACUCUGAACCACAUUGAAAGCUGUGAACCUAAAAUGAAUGAAAACAACAUCAUCCAACAUCUCAGGGAAACACGCAAGAAACAAAUCAAGCAAAGCUCAUCCCAGAUGGACCAUUUAGCUCCGUAGGCGUGUGCCAUGUGCUGUUGGUGCUGCUGCUUGGAGUGCUUCCAUAACACCCCUCCCCUCAACCUCUUCCUCCACUUCUCCGACGCACCUCUUCCAGGAGAAGCAGCAGCUUCUGGACCUUUCUCCAUGGCUUCCAUCUCGGUUCCGAACCCAGUUCCUUCCCCAACCGAAGACGCAGAGAACGUAAGGAAAGCAGUGCAAGGAUGGGGCACGGACGAGAAGGCGUUGAUCGAGAUACUGGGCCACCGGACGGCAGCGCAGCGCGCUGAGAUCGCCGUGGCGUACGAGGGCCUCUACGACGAGCCACUCCUCGAGAGGCUCCACUCCGAGCUCUCCGGCGACCUCCGGAGCGCGAUGAUGCUGUGGACGACGGACCCAGCAGCGCGUGACGCCAAGCUGGCCCACAAGGCUCUGAAGAAGAAGGGCGACCGGCACGUGUGGGUGCUCAUCGAGGUCGCCUGCGCGUCGUCGCCGGACCACCUCGUCGCCGUCAGGAAGGCCUACUGCGCCGCCUACUCCGCCUCCCUCGAGGAGGACGUCGCCACCUGCCCGCUCUACAAGGACCCUCUGAAGCAGGCAAGGCCGCCAGCUUCAUCAGUGUGCAGAUCUUGACAUUUUUCUCACGUUCUUGUCUGCCACUCACUUCGGUUGGUGCCUGUCCCGCAGUUCUUGGUGCGCCUCGUGAGCUCGUACCGGUACUCCGGCGACCGCGUGGACGAAGAGCUGGCGGGGGCCGAUGCGGCCGAGCUACACGACGCGGUGGUGGGCAGGAAGCAGCCGCUGCACGGCGACGUCGUGCGCAUCGUCAGCUCGCGGAGCAAGCCACAGCUGAAGGCGACGUUCGGGCGGUACAAGCAAGAGCACGGCAAGGCCAUCGACGAGGUCCUCGAGGAACGUCGCAACGACCAGCUCGCGGCGAUGCUGAAGACCGCGGUGUGGUGCUUGGCAUCGCCGGAGAAGCAUUUCGCAGAGGUGAUCCGGAGCUCGAUCGUCGGGCUCGGCACCGACGAGGAGUCACUGACGAGGGCGAUCGUCUCGCGCGCCGAGGUCGACCUGAAAAAGGUGGAGGAAGAGUACAAGGUGAGGUACCGCACGACGGUCACCCAGGACGUCACCGGCGACACGUCGGGGUACUACAAGGACAUCUUGCUCACGCUUGUUGGCCCUGAGUAGCCAGAGCCCAGAAGCAGAUAUUGUUUGCGCUUUGUAGCUUGCAUGUUUGAUUGAACAAAACUGAAAUUGUGCUUGUCAAGUUCUCCUGUGUACAAACUAGAGUGAAAUGUUGAUUGUGAAACUGUAAGAUUCGUGCUGAUCUAUUUGGAGAGAAUAAAACGCCACAUGGAUGGGCAAACCACUGAACAAAGGCUACAUUGCCUCUCGAGUAUUGUCAUGCACUCGCUUUGUACACAUUAUAACUGUUGCAAUUCGACUCAAAUAUCACCAAAGUAACAGCAGAACGGCUAAAACAUUACAACAGAAGAAAACGUCUCCUGCAUCAUAGGUGAGCA